AUGACGAAGGGUACCUCAUCGUUCGGUAAGCGACACAACAAGACGCACGUCCUGUGCAGACGUUGCGGUCGUCGCUCCAUGCACGUUCAGAAGCACACCUGCUCCAACUGCGGAUACCCAAGCGCCAGCAUCAGAAAGUACAACUGGGGUGAGAAGGCCAAGCGCCGCAAGACCACCGGUACCGGCCGCAUGCGCUCGCUCAAGCUCGUACCACGCAAGUUCAAGAACGGCUUCCAGCAAGGCACACCAAAGGGCUCCCGCGGUCCAGCCAAGGCCGAGUAA
This is a messenger RNA of Fulvia fulva, 282 nucleotides long. Its product is annotated as 60S ribosomal protein L37. Gene Ontology annotation, cellular component: ribosome; cytosolic large ribosomal subunit. Gene Ontology annotation, molecular function: RNA binding; structural constituent of ribosome. Gene Ontology annotation, biological process: translation. Bases 1 to 282 code for a protein of 93 amino acids. The record is from RefSeq and is a predicted model, not a curated record. The transcript is spliced from 3 exons. NCBI's taxonomy places the organism in Eukaryota, Fungi, Ascomycota, Dothideomycetes, Mycosphaerellales, Mycosphaerellaceae.